ACCUGUUGCAACAGCGACUUCAGAUCUUAAACAUGAAAUCAUGAAAUGGAAAACAGAGCUGGAAGAGGUUAUCCCAAAAAAUAUAAGAGACAACAAUCAAAUUCUUGAAGACUGGAUAGAACAUGAUAAAAAGUUUGUAUCAACAAGAGCAAGCGCCAACGUAAUUAAGUGUUUGCAAAUAAACAGCUGUGUGAUUUUGACUGGCCCUCCUGGAGUUGGAAAAUCAUUCGUAGCUAGACAUGCAGCAUUACUAUUACAAAAAGAAGGAUAUAAAAUAAUACAGGUGGUCUCACCAGAAGACAUUCGUGUUUUUUAUCAACCUGGUGAAGACAUAGUCUUCUUUGUAGAUGAUAUGUUUGGAAACUUUGUUACUAAUCAGUCUCAGAUUGAACACUGGAAAAAACUAUCACCUGUUUUGAAAAGUAUUUUUGCAGAAAGCAAUUGUAAGAUUAUAGCAUCAUGUAGGUUUACAAUUUGGAGUGAUGAUAACAUGGAUACGUUUAGGAUAUUAUCAUCCCUUAAAUUUUGCGAAUGUAACUUAGUAUCGGAUAAGUUAUGUCUCACAUCUGAUGAGAAAACAGAUAUUGCCAAUAUUUAUAUUAAUAAAAGCGGACGCGAUGUAAAUAAAUUAUUCCGAAAUAGUGAUUUUUUCCCACUACUGUGUUCUUUAUCUUUUGUUAGAAAAGAUGAAAACAUCAACGAAUUUUUCAAAAAUCCAUUUGAGGUCUAUAAACGUGAGCUAGAUAAGUUAAGUACGAAAGAUGAUGAAGGGAAAUGCAAAGUUUGUAGUCUCGCUUUGUGUGUUCUAUUCAAUAACAAUUUGAGUGAAAAAUGGUUCCGGGGUAAAGUUACCCACCAACAACGACAGAUAUUCCAGGACCUGCGUAAUGCUUGUGGCUUGAACAGUAACACAACAAAGGCAAAACUUAAAAUUGCACUUGAUACUUUAGAUGGUACAUUUAUAUGUAAACGCAGAGGUAGUUAUAGUAUCACACAUAUGAAAUUGUUUGACUUUCUCGCUCAUUAUUUUGGUGAUAUAAUGAUGGAAUGUUUAAUAAAUCAUGGUGAUAGGUAUUUAGUGAAUGAACGUUUUAUCUGGAAGCAGUCUACAGAUUACGAGAAGUGUAAACACGACUUCUUUAUUGAAAUAGACGAUGAUUAUAUAGAACCAUAUCUAGAAAGGUUGAUAACUGAUUGGUUAAAAGGAGAGGUGUUAGUUGUAUUUAGUAAUAUUAAUAUGAAAGUAUCACUAUUUCGACAACGAUUAUUAGAUUAUUUACUAGCAUUGGACGAAUCACUACAAAUAACACUAAGUAAUACAAAAGAUACACUGUUUCCAAGGGAAAACCCUGGAUCAGGUACUACUCCACUGAUUGCGUCUUGUUAUUAUGGUUAUACUACCCUGGUAGAGUGGAUAUUAGGUAAAGAUGUGGAUGUGGAUCAAUGUAAGUAUAAUAAGGUCGGAGGAGUGUACAUGGCAUGUCAAAAAGGUUAUAUUGAUAUAGUGAAAAUGCUAAUAAGGAACAAUCCAAACCUCAAUCUGUGUGACGACUAUGGCUGUUCUCCAUUGUACAUGGCCAGUAAAAACGAACAUACUGAUAUCGUAAGAUUGCUCCUAGAACAGAAUUCUGACGUUGAAUUAUGCGAUUUUAAUGGUUGUAGUCCUCUUUACAUAGCAAGUAAGAAUGGAUAUAAUGAAAUAGUACGUUUGCUCUUAAAGAAGAAUCCAGACGUUGAUUUAUUUGACGAUAAUUGCUGUACGCCUAUUUUUAUGGCUAGUAAGAAUGGUCAUACUAAUAUAGUACGGUUACUCUUAAAACACAAUCCUGCCGUUGAUCUAUGUGAUAAUAGUGGUUGUAGUCCUCUAUUUAUAGCAAGUACGAAUGGAUACGAGGAUAUAGUAAGAUUGCUUUUAAAGAAGAAUCCUAAUGUUAAUCAGUGUGAUACUAAUGGUUGUAGUCCUCUUUACAUAGCAAGUAAGAAUGGAUAUAAUGAAAUAGUACGUUUGCUCUUAAAGAAGAAUCCAGACGUUGAUUUAUUUGACGAUAAUUGCUGUACGCCUAUUUUUAUGGCUAGUAAGAAUGGUCAUACUAAUAUAGUACGGUUACUCUUAAAACACAAUCCUGCCGUUGAUCUAUGUGAUAAUAGUGGUUGUAGUCCUCUAUUUAUAGCAAGUACGAAUGGAUACGAGGAUAUAGUAAGAUUGCUUUUAAAGAAGAAUCCUAAUGUUGAUCAGUGUGAUACUAAUGGGCGUAGUCCUCUUUACAUGGCAAGCAUGCAUAGGCAUAAUAAUAUAGUAAUUUUGAUCUUAGAAAAUAAUCCUGACGUUGACCGGUGCGACAAUAGUGGUUGUAGUCCUCUAUCUAUAGCAAGUACGAAUGGAUACGUGAAUAUAGUAGGAACGCUGUUAACGAGGAAUCCUGAUGUUGAUCAAUGUGAUAGUAAUGGUCGUAGUCCUCUUUACAUGGCAAGCAUGAACGGACACACGAAUAUAGUGGCAUUGCUCUUAGAAAAGAAUCCUGAAGUUGAUCAAUGUGAUAGUAAUGGCUGCAGUCCUCUUAUCAUGGCCGUUAAGAAUGGAUAUUCUGUUAUUGUAGCGAUCCUCUUAGAGAAGCAUCCUAAUGUGGAUCUUCGUGACAAUAAUGGGUAUAGUCCUCUCUACAUUGCCAGUGCCAAUAAACAUAGGGAUAUAAUAAUGUUGCUCUUGAAGAAGAAUCCUAAUGUUGAUCAAUGCGAUGCUAAUGGAUGUAGUCCUCUCUACGUGGCAAGUACGAAAGGAUAUGCUGGUAUAGUAGAGAGCCUCUUACAAAAGAAGGCAAACGUAAAUCUGUAUGACAAAAAUGGUUAUAGUCCUCUUUAUAUGGCAAGUAAGAACGGACAUGAAUAUAUAGUUAUGCUGCUGUUAGAAAAGGAGGCUAAAGUUGACAUGUGUGGUUUUGAUGGCUGUAGUCCUCUCCACAUUUCAAGUAAUAACGGACAUACUCGUAUAGUAAAGAUGCUCUUAGAAUAUAAUGCGAACAUACAUCUGUGUGACAAAAAUGGCUUAAGUCCCCUCGACAUGGCAGGUAGAAAUGGACAUAAAGAUAUUCAAGUGUUGCUCUUAGAAAAGGCUAUCCACAUUGCAAGUACGAAAGGAGAAACAAUGAUAUUAAAACGUCUAUUAAAAAUGAAUCGUAACGUUGACAUGCGUGACGAUAAUGGCCGUAGCCCAUUGUACAUGGCAAUUGAUAAUGGACAUUAUGAUACAGUAGAGUUGCUCUUAGAAAUGAAUCCAAACGUUAAUCUGUGUGACAAAAAUGGUUAUAGUCCUCUUUAUAUGGCAAGUAAGAACGGAAAUGAAUAUAUAGUUAUGCUGCUGUUAGAAAAGGAGGCUAAAGUUGACAUGUGUGGUUUUGAUGGCUGUAGUCCUCUCCACAUUUCAAGUAAUAACGGACAUACUCGUAUAGUAAAGAUGCUCUUAGAAUAUAAUGCGAACAAACAUCUGUGUGACAAAAAUGGCUUAAGUCCUCUCGACAUGGCAGGUAGAAAUGGACAUAAAGAUAUUCAAGUGUUGCUCUUAUAAAAGGCUAUCCACAUUGCAAGUACGAAAGGAGAAACAAUGAUAUUAAAACGUCUAUUAAAAAUGAAUCGUAACGUUGACAUGCGUGACAAUAAUGGCCGUAGCCCAUUGUACAUGGCAAGUAAAAAUGGACAUUAUGAUACAGUAAAGUUGCUGUUAGAAAUGAAUUCAAACGUUAUUCUGUGUGACAAUGAAGGUUGUAGUCCUCUGUACAUGGCAUGUAAGAAGGGAUAUACGGAUAUAGUAAUGUUGCUUUUAGACAAGAAUCAUAUCAUUGAGCUGUGUGGUCCUCUCAAUAUGGCACGUGAAAAUGGACAUGAUGAUAUAGUAAAGUUGUUCCUAGAAAAAAAAUCCGAUGUUAAUUUAAGUCAAUAAUAGCUAAUAUUAUAAAUUCGUAUAUUUUAACUAAUUUGAUUCGUUCAGGGAUAGUCACAUAUUUUAGAAGGAAGAUGGAAAACGGCGGAGAGCAAAAAGCAUAUUGCACGGUUAUUUUUGAAAUAUCUAAAAAUCGAUAUACUGUGUUACGUCAUGUAUUGAAUUUCAUGAUAUUGUUAAAAGUUUUAAAAAGUCUAUAUUUUUUAUCGAGUAUUUGAAGAAAACAAUCUUCAAAUACAGAAGAUGUAAACAAAAAACACAAAAAAAACCCUAAAUAACAUCUAAUAUGUUGUUAUUGUCUAGGAGACAAUAGUAUAUCUAUAAAAUUCCAACAAAAUCAAUUGAUCGAAUAUAUUACGCUGAAGAGUUUGAUACAAAUAUGGUAUGAAAUUAAUAAUAUAACAAUUAUAGCCUUUGUCAUGUUUGUAUGAGGUCAAUACAUGAUAUAUCGACCCACACAAGUAUAUCGACCUUGGACUUCGUUCUCGGUCAGUAAACUUCUUUCAGGUCAAUGUAUCCUUGUAUAGACCUCAUACAAAGGCUAUAAUUGUAUAUUAUAGUAAAAUGUAUCCAGCAAUAAUAAAUAAAAAUAAGGAUAUAUUAAUGUUUCUCUUAUGAAAAAUCUUGACGUUUGUCUUUAUGACAAAAUAAAUGCAGUACCUUUACAUGGCAAGUAUAAAUAGAUAAACGGUUUUAGUAAUGUUGCUUCUGUUCCCCUUCUGCAUGUCAAUUAUAAAUAGAAAUAGGAAUAUAGUUACGUUUCUCCUGAUGGACAUAUCAUCACAUAACCUGCGAUACGUUAAUGGUUCCAGUCCUUUAUCUGCUGGAAGUAUAAAGGAAUAUAAGCAUACAUUUAUAAUAUGAGAAGGUUACUCUUACGAGAUAAUCCUAAACUUGAUAUGCAUGGCUAAAAUAGCUGUACAUCUCUCUUAAUGACAAGUCAUAAUGGAGAUUGCAGUUAAUUGAAUAAUGCUAUUGUUUAGAAGGUGACUUAUUACUUUUCAUGUUGCCUUCAUUAUUGGUAUGAUAUAUGUUGCCCGUAUCUCCUAGACCAAAAUGCUUACAUAAAUUGAGCAAGGAUAAUAAAAGGACUCUGUCAGUGUAUGCAUGUGAGUAAGGAUUUAGUGAUAUUGUACGUGUAUUGUGUUUGAUAAAAGAGCUUAUACGGAUAUUUGUACACUAGUUUUGAAAAUCAGUUUUGGGUGAUUUUUUGGUUUAUUGUAAACCUUUAUAACUGUGCCAAAACAGGCAGACGUUUAUAAAAAUAAGAAAGCAACGAAUGAGGUUGUUACAUUUGAUAUAUUUGCUUUUUUGUGCAUAUGUGUUAAAUAUUUGUUUGUGUUUAUGUGUAUUAAGAUACUUGUGAAACUUGUACAUUCUGUCCUUAUUGUUUAUGAUAUUAUCGUAUUCUUGUCUUUCAUUUUGCUAAUGUGCUUAGUCUGUAUGCCUUUUGGUGUUACUCCAAAAACUUGCUUGUUGCUCGUCUUUCAUUUUUGCUAUGCACUUUUUCUAUAUGCUCUUUUAUGUUCCUCUCUUUCAUAUAUGACGUGGCUUUGUACUUAUACAUCCAAUCAUUGUGUUAUUGUACUAUAUUGUAAAUGUGUGUAUUCUUGUCUUUAAUUUUUGCUAAUAUGCUUGGUAUGUAUGCCAUUUUGCGCUUUUUUGUUACAUGUUUGUAUGUUUGUUUAGUGAUUAGAAUUAUAGCACAAUGUUAACUGCUGUAUUUUUUACAUUUUUACCUAUUUUGUCUGCUUGUUUUGUUCACGCACCGUUGUAAAUAAAAUGGAAUUUGAUGCAACUGUCAUACAAGUAAGAGGUUUAGCUGUGCUACAUAGUAUCUGCCCUUAGUUACCUGUAAGUACCUGCUACAUGUGCUACACACUAUUUUCUCACAUAGACGGUAAUUAAAUGUGACGUCUUCAACGACUGUUAGACAUUUGCGGAAACUGUCAUACACCUACGAUUAGAAUUAGAAUUACACUUACAGGUAACAUUUAAAUCUUGGGCUUACUCAAAGUGUAAAAAUAAACCGUCAAUCCAAAACAAUAUAACGAUAGUGAUGUUUUUCUGUAGUUGAACAACGACUUUUUUUCUAAUAUAUUUGCAGCAAUGUGUUAACAUUAAUUAUUGUAUCCGGUUUUAUCUAGGUUGAAAAUGCUGUAAUUGUAAGAAGUAUGAUAGAAUGAACCAACAUUAUUUUAAAAAUAAUUUUAACAUGAGACACACAAAAUAUCGCAAUUGUCGUUGCAGUAACUAGAUUGUGACUAUUGCUGAAAAAAAAUCAGCAAUACUUUGUGUUAGGAAAGGUGCAAUCAACCAAGGAGCAUGUUAGCAUGUUCAUGCUAAGACAUACUUUCUCUCUUGUAUUUUGUUUUAAAGAGAAUGAGGAAAUACAGCGGACGGGUGUUUUGAGAUAUUUAUUCUUCAUGACAUUUCACUUGCCGUUUGGUAUAAUUUUGAAAACUUUUAUUUUUCCUGAAUAGGACAAACACUUUUGUCUACGUUUUUGGUUUCAAAAGCAAAAAAUCACAACUACAGUUAUCAACGAACUUCUUUAUGGCGGAAAUAUAUUUUAGACUGUUCGCCAGACUCAGUUGAAAUGUAAGAAUAGGUGUACUCAAAUAGUUAAAACUUUGCUCGACUAUCUAUGUUUUCAACAGCAACAAACAAAAAAUGACAAACGAGUUCCAAGUAGUUUUUCUUGUAAGCAAUUAUUAUAAAAGAGAUCUUGGGAAUCAUUAAGUAUGGACAGGUUGUAUUUUCGCGGUGUCGAUGAUUAUCCCCCAUGAACAUGGGUGGGACUGGUAUACUCGAAACAUGAGCUUUAACCCCUGUUCCGAGACUGGUACUAUUUUCAUGGAAUUGAAAUAUGGAGUGCACUGAGGACGCAGGGGUCGAUCCAGCAAUUUUCAAAUUAGGAUUCCAACCCAAGAUAAAAGGAGGGGGGGGGG
Molecule: messenger RNA, 6885 nt
Organism: Mytilus californianus (California mussel)
Lineage: Eukaryota; Metazoa; Mollusca; Bivalvia; Mytilida; Mytilidae
Product: ankyrin-1-like
Exons: 2
Coding region: 41-3562 (1173 amino acids)
Biological process (GO): protein localization to ciliary inversin compartment
Cellular component (GO): ciliary inversin compartment
Molecular function (GO): protein binding
Source: RefSeq, a predicted model, not a curated record